AUGACAGGAAAAUCAGCUCUAGGGUCGUUACUUGCACGCAAGCGCAAGUCCAACAAGGUUUCACCAGAAAGCAUGUCGGCGACCGACAAAGCCGUAGAAACGAUUUACACAAAAGAAGAGUUGGACUCGGCCUCGCACCACAAGGCUGAUGAGCCAGAAGCACCAUUCGCUGUCGAAGAGGUGCAUCCCUCCCCUGAACAAUGGCUGCGUUGUCUGCAACAACAGGCGGCAGUAGACUACCAGUCACGAAUUGAUGAGUGGGUCGCUGCUCAGCAGGCCAUCAUUGGACCAGCGGGAUCCGAGGAAGGGUAUAUGAGGAUACCACAGUGGCAACCUGAUGGCAGGUUGAAGCGCGCCGACGCCAAAUUCCGCGGCACAUACGGAUGGCAGACAGGAUCGUUUUCGCAACCUGCGUGA
This is a messenger RNA of Lithohypha guttulata, 417 nucleotides long. RefSeq lists its product as uncharacterized. The coding region runs from base 1 to 417 and encodes 138 amino acids. The transcript is spliced from 2 exons. The record is from RefSeq and is a predicted model, not a curated record. NCBI's taxonomy places the organism in Eukaryota, Fungi, Ascomycota, Eurotiomycetes, Chaetothyriales, Trichomeriaceae.